Molecule: messenger RNA, 546 nt
Organism: Paraglomus occultum
Lineage: Eukaryota; Fungi; Glomeromycota; Glomeromycetes; Paraglomerales; Paraglomeraceae
Source: the annotation of a GenBank genome assembly
AUGGGUCUCUCUAUUUCUAAACUUCUUCAAGGUCUAUUUGGCAGAAGGGAGAUGCGCAUCCUGAUGGUAGGUCUGGAUGCUGCAGGAAAGACCACCAUCUUGUAUAAGCUUAAACUUGGUGAAAUUGUUACCACUAUCCCUACUAUCGGGUUCAAUGUUGAGACUGUAGAGUACAAGAACAUUUCUUUCACUGUUUGGGAUGUUGGCGGUCAAGAUAAAAUCCGACCGUUAUGGCGUCAUUACUUCCAAAAUACUCAGGGUAUCAUCUUUGUAGUUGAUUCCAAUGAUCGUGAACGUAUUUCAGAAGCGCGUGAAGAGUUACAGCGUAUGCUCAACGAAGAUGAACUCCGCGAUGCUCUUCUUCUAGUCUUUGCCAACAAACAGGAUUUGCCAAAUGCCAUGAAUGCAGCAGAAAUCACUGACAAACUCGGUCUUCACUCUCUCAGACAGCGUCAUUGGUAUAUCCAAGCUACUUGUGCUACAAGUGGCGAUGGUCUUUAUGAAGGACUAGAGUGGUUGAGCACCAACUUGAAACGUAAAGUCUAA